UGCUUUAAUUGAUAAGACGCCCGCUAUAGACCUCUAAUAACUGGGACAACGAUGAUUGGUGGGACUCUCUACCUCCUUGUCUUGAUAUGGACAUGUAGUCACGCUCUACAUACAGACAUGUCACGGGUCAAUGACUGGGGAAAUGGGAGAUUUGAAGGUCACUUUACGUUCCCCAUUCACGGUGAAGACAUCGGGGGAUGGGAAUGUAUAAUCACCUUCUCUGAACCAGUUACUGGAAUAUCAGAGUGGAUGGGAGACAUCAUUAAGCACUCUACAGACAACACUGUGUAUGUCCUGGUAAAUAAACCACACACAGGCAUACAGAGAGACGGACAAACCCUGGACAUCACCGUCCAGGGCAGCUACACUGGAAGUAAAGCCCCCACCGCUACAGCUGAGCUCGUCAAUCUCGCACACGACGGACUCAAGCCCCCAACCGUUUCCGUGGAUGAUAGAACAAAGUACAAUUACAAUGAGGUUUUGAUGAAGUCCAUCAUGUUUUACGAGGCUCAGAGGUCAGGGAAACUACCAGACGACAACAGGAUCACGUGGCGAGGGGAUUCAUCUCUACUGGACCAAGGGGACAACGGGGAGGAUCUCACAGGUGGCUGGUAUGACGCUGGAGACAACAUAAAAUUUGGCUUCCCGAUGGCAGCAACAACAACAAUGUUGACCUGGGGUCUUCUGAGGUAUAAAGACGCGUACCAACACAGCGGGCAACUGGACAAAAUGUACGAAUGCAUCAGGUGGCCGCUAGAGUGGCUCCUGAAAUGUCACACCGGAACUAACGAGUUAUACGUACAGGUCGGAGAAGGAAAAUCUCACUCUGUAUGGGACAGACCAGAAAGUAUUACAACUAGACAACCUGUGUUCAAAGUGGAUGAAAAUAAACCUGGAAGUGACGUUGCUGGAGAAUAUGCUGCUGCAAUGGCGGCUGGAUACUUGGCUUUUAAAGAUAAAGAUCCGACAUUUGCUGCUAAACUGUUGCAACAUGCCAAACAGAUCAAUGAGUUUGCUGUUACUUACAAGGGAAAAUACUCUGACAGUGUCAUGGCCGCAGCCGAGUUCUACAGAUCAAAUGACUAUAACGAUGAACUGUCCUGGGCGGGUGUGUGGCUUUAUAAGGCCACUAAUGACAGUCAGUACUUGGCUCAGGCGGAGAAGUACUACGUGUCCGGGGCCUCGUGGGGACAGUCCUGGGACGACAAAACGGCCGGAUGUCAGGUUUUGUUGUAUGAAGAAACUGGGAAAGACAAGUAUAAACAGGAGAUAGAGUUGACCUAUAACGACUGGAUGCCCGGAGGAAGUAUACCAUACAGUCCUAAGGGUCUUGCCUUCAGGAACCAGUGGGGGUCACUUAGAUACGCGUCAAACAUGGCUUUUGUUGCCCUUGUGGCGGCUGAUGACGGCCUCCAUACCUCCAGCUAUCGUAACUGGGCCAAGAGCCAGAUCCAUUAUGCUCUAGGUGAUGCGGGGAGAAGCUUCGUUUGUGGCUUCGGCGUUAACCCUCCUGUUCAACCUCAUCAUCGUGGGGCCUCUUGUCCAUCGAUCCCAGCUCCAUGUGGAUGGGCUGAUCAGACUAAAAAGGCGCCAAAUCCCCACGUGCUUUAUGGCGCACUGGUCGGUGGCCCGGAUGUGAAUGACGCUUACACUGACAGUCGUCAGAACUUCCAGAGCAACGAGGUGGCCUGUGAUUAUAAUGCCGGCUUCCAGUCAGCUGUGGCAGGUUAG
This is a messenger RNA of Saccostrea cuccullata (small rock oyster), 1731 nucleotides long. RefSeq names its product endoglucanase E-4-like. Lineage: Eukaryota; Metazoa; Mollusca; Bivalvia; Ostreida; Ostreidae. Gene Ontology annotation, biological process: carbohydrate metabolic process. Bases 52 to 1731 code for a protein of 559 amino acids. Gene Ontology annotation, molecular function: hydrolase activity, hydrolyzing O-glycosyl compounds; polysaccharide binding. The record is from RefSeq and is a predicted model, not a curated record. The transcript is spliced from 11 exons.